Molecule: messenger RNA, 2130 nt
Organism: Mycosarcoma maydis (corn smut)
Lineage: Eukaryota; Fungi; Basidiomycota; Ustilaginomycetes; Ustilaginales
Exons: 1
Coding region: 1-2130 (709 amino acids)
Source: RefSeq, a predicted model, not a curated record
AUGCGAUUUCUUCUAGCAGCCCUGCUUCUAAUUCUGCUGUCAGCCACUUGUCAGGCAGAAUUCUUACGAGAACAUGGCACGCAUAUCACCUUUGGGCAUUCGCCUCUUCAGAAGAGAAUCGUAUCUGAGGCGGCCAAGACAUUGCUUGACACCGAGACGCCUGAGCGUCUGAAGCGCUGGGCUAUCUUUCAGGACGGAAAUCGAUUUCGUGAAGCGAUUCGAAGUGGCUAUAUCAAACUCCUACGCCGCGUCGACAAGAUUCGAGAGCCUUAUGCAUUCUCCAAGGGUGUCAAGAAGCAAUGGAUAUACGAGCCUGAUCUGCGGAAGCACUACUUUGUGCCUAGAGUUCUUCGUGUGCCUGCUAUUCUUCAAGACAGCCCCAUACAACACGACGAAGCAUUUGCUGCUUUCAUCAAAGGCACCAACCAGGAUUUCGGCCUGCAAGACGUUGUCGUAACACACGUUCCAGAGCUGUCAAAGUUCAAAGAGGCAGAAACAGGGAAGGAAAGCUCUCUCUCUGCUACCAAGUCUGAGUCUCAAGAGCCGCUCACGGAACAGAAUCCACCAGGAGAGUCGAUGCGGCGACGUCGGCGAACACGCGGUUACCAUCGCCGUCAAAGCUUUAACCAGUUUCGGUCCGCCACGAAUGACGCAGCAAGCACGGAAAAGUCACCCGCUGCAGAGAUCGAAUCGGAAGGCUCCUUGGCACAUCAGCAAGCAGGUCCAACUCAGAAUCCAGAACAGCCGGCAGCAGAGCGAGUGUCGAAUGCGGAACGAUUGAGCAAUACGCUUGUUGAGAUGGAAGAGCGCUUCAACGCUAUGAAAAAGUUCAAAGAGACGCAGAUGCACAAGUCGGCAAUGCGUUAUGUUGGGCAUCCUCAGUAUCGAGCGCCUGUUGAGCAAGAGUCGGAUCCAGCUGUGACCGCGGGUGCCCCUCCAGGUCUGAAAUCUAUACGCAUCAGGCCAGCCGUAGACUCGCAAGAUGUCACUCCAGAGACGACUCCCAGACAGCCUGUCGACCUGGCUGGAACGGAUGCUGAUGCUUCGAACCCAAUCACACCACACAACAAUUGGGAUGGCACUUUUCUCUAUACGCGAUUCAAGACACCGUUUAGUGAUACGCCAAGGGCGCCUUCUCCUUUACCAGACCCAUCACCACUCGUGUCGACUGGAGGAGGCAUGACACCUAGAACAGGCGACAACACAGGUGCAACCUCUCCCAACCCCUUCCGACUGCCAGUUGACUACGACGAGCUGCUGCACUCAGCCCGAUUGCAACGUGGCCAGAACUCUUUGCACACUUCACAUUCCAAGCCAUCUCUUCCGCUCUCGUCGGAUGCUGAUUCGAAAUCAGACUCUGGAACGACGUUCGGUUCGAGCGAUGGCACUGCUAGCCGUGAGAGCGCACAUAAGCUUCAAGAAACAUCAAGGCUUAAUCGAGUCGACUACACCGUCUAUGACCAUGCUUCGCUGGAUGGACGUCGUCAAUUUGCGUCAACCCUGUUUGACAGACUGCACCCUUACAGCGACGAAGAGCCGGUGUCCGACGCGUUGUCACCUUCGGUCAAGCGCAAGGUUGUUGCAAAGGAGGCUGCUAGUUUUGUUCGAUCCGCCCGACGCCCUUUCCGCUCACCCACCAACCGACAGUUUGCCCGGCAAACGCCAGCAAAGGAGGCAACCCACUCGUAUUCAUCUCAGCCUCAGCCUGUUGAUGUUGAAAUGCAGGACGCUUCGAUGUCCGUCAUCCAGACCAAGGCGUCUCAACCUGACGAAACACUGCUCACCGGUGCGACAGGAAGUAAACGUUUCAAACGACCGCCUGCAUUGGAUAAGGCAUUUGUACGCUCGCAAAGCUUCCUCUUCCCCACCGACACAAGAGUCGAUCCCGCCUCUCCAUUCCUUGAAGGCUUCAAACCGUCUGUCAAAGCCGAUGCUGAUUCCAGCGCCGAGCUCAGUCCCAUGCUUCCUCAGCUCUCUCCAAAUCAGCUUCAACGCCUACACGAGCGACUGAAGGAUAUGCCGUCUACUGGCUCUUCGGACGCUGUGAUCCAGGCUUUUCGAAGUCAUCGUAUCCCAAAGUCUUUGCACAGCGAUCGCUUUGAUGUUCGCUCUACUUUCUCUACCAGUUAA